AUGGUUGUCUGGGUGCUGGUUAUCGAUCCCCCGGUUUUAAAUCGUCCGACUUGGACCCUAGCUCCACUAGAGGGCCCCGUCGUAGAAAAAACGGUUCAUUUCCUACCGUUCGUGCCUAAUUCUCGGCCCUUUCGGUUGAAGACCGGCUACAGUUCCUCUCUUAGCUGUUUGAGGGUGCUCUAUCACACUACAUACUACCUCGGGAUUAAGAUCUAUUCCGAGUCAAUACGUGGAUAUCUCCUACGACUAUCCAAGCUCAAACACCUAACUAGAAAGGCUUACCUACGGUAUAAGGGUCCCGUACUAGGAAGACGACCGGGCCUACCCGACCCCUCUCUAAGGACGACCAACUUUUAA
This is a messenger RNA of Penicillium hordei, 357 nucleotides long. RefSeq lists its product as uncharacterized. The transcript is spliced from 4 exons. Bases 1 to 357 code for a protein of 118 amino acids. NCBI's taxonomy places the organism in Eukaryota, Fungi, Ascomycota, Eurotiomycetes, Eurotiales, Aspergillaceae. The record is from RefSeq and is a predicted model, not a curated record.